AGUACACGCCGAGCUAUCAAAACGUUAAGACGCGCCUUUUUCGAGGAUAUUUUGCAGUUCAGCUGUUAUCAAAGACGCCUCGGCGCGAGAAAAUUGGCACACAAUGGAUAUAUAAAAGACUUAGUAAAUUCCAAGUAAAUAAUUAAUAGAAUAUAUGAGCAGUGAAAAGACCAUAUCGCAAUAAUUGUGAAUAAAAACAGAAUUAAUAGUAUUGUUUUCAAUUCAAACACUAACGCUCUGUGGCACAGCUGGCAACCCUGUCGCCCCCGCUCUAUUCGCGCUCUUUUGGUGCUGCACAACACCGCGGUGGCAGUGUUGCUUAAGUCGCGACCGCCGUCUGAUUUUUAGCAGCUAAAAAUGUUUUGUGUGUGUUUGUUUAAUGUUUCUGUUGUUUAAGAGCGCAAAACAAAUGUGUAAACUUAAUGGAAAUGAAGUGAAUAAGUGAGCUAAAUGUGUGUGCGCAAUGCAUUUCCUCGUGAAAAGCGAGGAUCGAACCCUGCCGCCCCCCUCACCAAAUUAAACGCGCCAGGAAAUGAGAAAUCAUAAAAGAUUAUGAACGAAUAAAGCGGAAUGUACAUGUGUUUGCCGCCGCAAUGUAUGUGUAACAAAUAACAACAAAUUCUGGCCAUGUUAUCUAUUAGUUGAAGAGUGAAUCCAGUGGCCAAAUAAAACAAAAUAACCAAAAUCGAAAAUGCGCGACAACUAGUGUAAAUUCGUGUUGUUAUUGUUGUUGUCGGAACCCCCGCCUCACUCUCUCUCUCUCUGCCGCACACACACCAUCACACACACGCACGCACGCUCUCCCACAUACACAAACACACGCACACCCAUACAGCAUCCCCGGAAAAUAAAUAAAAGUAAAUAAUAAUAAUAUAAAUCAAAAUUAUUGCGGAUCUUAAGGCUUUGGAUACACUAAAACCACAAAAUGCAGGCCAAAAAGCGUUAUAUUUUGGUCUUCGUUUCCUGCGCUUUUUUGGCCUACGCCUAUUUCGGUGGCUAUCGCCUGAAAGUCUCACCAUUGAGACCCCGUAGAGCCCAGCACGAAUCGGCCAAGGAUGGUGGAGUUCAACCCCACGAGCAGUUGCCCAGCUUCCUGGGCGCCCACGAUAUGCAGGAACUCCAACUGCUGCAGAGCAAUCAAUCGAAGAGUUUGGAUAGCUCCAAGCACCUGGUUACCCGCAAACCCGACUGCCGCAUGGAGACCUGUUUCGAUUUUACCCGCUGUUAUGAUCGCUUUUUGGUCUAUAUCUAUCCACCGGAACCACUUAACUCACUGGGCGCUGCCCCGCCCACCUCGGCCAACUAUCAAAAGAUACUCACUGCCAUCCAGGAAUCGAGAUAUUAUACCAGUGAUCCCACGGCCGCCUGUCUCUUUGUGCUCGGUAUCGAUACCCUGGAUCGAGAUUCCCUAUCCGAGGAUUAUGUUCGGAAUGUGCCAUCCAGAUUGGCAAGAUUGCCGUAUUGGAACAAUGGCAGGAACCACAUUAUCUUCAAUCUGUACUCGGGCACUUGGCCGGAUUACGCGGAGAACUCAUUGGGUUUCGAUGCGGGUGAGGCCAUUUUGGCCAAGGCCAGCAUGGGAGUGCUCCAACUGCGACACGGUUUCGACGUCAGCAUCCCGCUCUUCCACAAACAAUUCCCGCUGAGGGCCGGCGCCACAGGAACCGUGCAGUCCAACAAUUUCCCCGCCAACAAGAAGUAUCUGCUGGCCUUCAAAGGAAAGCGAUACGUGCAUGGCAUUGGAUCGGAGACGCGCAACUCGCUCUUUCAUUUGCACAACGGACGCGACAUGGUCCUGGUCACCACCUGUCGCCACGGGAAAAGUUGGCGGGAGCUGCAGGAUAAUCGCUGCGACGAGGACAACCGGGAAUACGACAGAUACGACUACGAGACCUUACUGCAAAAUUCCACUUUCUGCUUGGUGCCGCGCGGACGUCGUUUGGGUUCCUUUAGAUUCCUCGAAGCCUUGCAGGCUGGUUGCAUUCCCGUACUAUUGUCCAAUGCCUGGGUGUUGCCGUUUGAAUCGAAAAUCGAUUGGAAGCAGGCCGCCAUUUGGGCCGAUGAGCGGCUCCUGCUGCAGGUACCCGACAUCGUGCGCUCCAUACCGGCGGAACGCAUCUUCGCCCUCCGCCAGCAGACGCAGGUCCUGUGGGAACGCUACUUCGGAUCCAUUGAGAAAAUCGUCUUCACAACAUUCGAGAUCAUACGCGAACGUUUGCCGGAUUAUCCGGUGCGAAGCAGCCUGGUUUGGAACAGCUCGCCGGGCGCCCUGCUCACGUUGCCCACCUUUGCCGACAGCUCAAGGUACAUGCCGUUUCUGCUCAACUCGAUGGGUGCGGAGCCGCGUCACAACUACACGGCGGUUAUCUAUGUGCAGAUUGGUGCCGCCCUGGGACCGAAUGCAGCGCUCUACAAGCUAGUCAGGACCAUCACGAAGAGCCAGUUCGUGGAGCGGAUCCUUGUCCUUUGGGCAGCCGAUCGGCCGUUGCCGUUGAAGAAACGCUGGCCCCCCACCAGCCACAUACCCUUGCACGUGAUUUCCCUGGGGGGCAGCACGAGGAGUCAGGGAGCUGGACCCACAAGCCAGACGACUGAGGGACGACCUAGCAUAUCACAACGAUUCCUGCCCUACGAUGAGAUUCAGACGGAUGCCGUUCUGUCGCUGGAUGAAGAUGCCAUACUCAAUACGGAUGAACUGGACUUUGCCUACACGGUGUGGCGGGAUUUUCCCGAGCGCAUCGUUGGCUAUCCGGCGAGAGCUCACUUCUGGGAUGAUUCCAAGAAUGCCUGGGGUUAUACGUCCAAGUGGACAAACUACUAUUCGAUUGUGCUAACUGGGGCGGCAUUCUACCACCGCUACUACAACUACUUGUACACCAAUUGGCUGUCGUUGCUGCUACUUAAGACUGUACAGCAGUCCUCCAACUGCGAGGACAUCCUAAUGAACCUGCUGGUCUCGCACGUGACCAGAAAGCCGCCGAUCAAGGUGACGCAGCGCAAGGGCUACAAGGAUCGAGAGACGGGUCGUUCGCCCUGGAACGAUCCCGACCACUUUAUCCAGCGCCAGAGCUGCCUGAAUACCUUUGCGGCCGUGUUUGGCUAUAUGCCGCUGAUACGUUCCAAUUUGCGCAUGGAUCCCAUGCUGUAUCGUGAUCCAGUUUCCAAUUUGCGCAAGAAAUACCGCCAGAUCGAGUUGGUCGGCAGCUAGCGAUAUGUGCAUCCUGGCAAUAGCUACAAGCGUUAAUAGUACUGAAUACAUAUACACCACACACCCACAGCUACACCAAUACCAAUACCAACACUACCAUCAACACCAAUAACCAUACGAAUAUGAACACAGAAAAAACACACACACACAUAUGUUUAGAUGAAAUGCUGUUUUUUGACGCUGGCCAAGCGAUGCAAGAACUAUGUUAAUUAUUAUUAGUAGCGAAAAGAUGAAACUUAGUUAGGAGCCAAAGGGCGCUUGUAAAUGUAUGUAUGUGUACAUCGAUGUAAACAUACGGCAUCCUUUGCAAUUAUAUAUGCAAUGUGUAUAUAUAUAUAGUCCUUAAAUACGAUUAUGUGAAUUAGCCUAGUUAACUGCAAGCGAAGCAAACGAUUUUGCCAUCUUUUUUGCUAAUUUCAAAUUAGCUGCGCUUAGCAAAUUUUCUAUAUGCAUACAUACAAUAUGUAAAUUGAUAUAUGUCUAGGAACAUAAGUAGCCGAUUUUUGUACUGUGUGAGUUGAGUUUUGUAUGUGUAAAUGUUUGUAUGUCCUUGUUGUAACUCUCCGUGUAUAGUUAGUGAUUUAUCAAUGUGAAUGUGUAUGCGCAAGGCACAGUCGUCUCAAUUUCAGUUUUAAAUUCCAACUUGAGGCUCCUCGAAUUCCGUAUAAAAAACACAUCGACUGUAUCUUUUGAUUAUCCGUGGCUAUUAUGGAACAGCAGCAGUAAUUGCCACUGAAAAGGAAUACGAACUCUUUUCGGGCCAUUCAGAAAUAAAUGCACAAAUCCGCCGAGGAGAAGCAAUUAACUAAUGCUAAGUUUAUGGUUUAAGUAGCUUUCCAUUUUCAAUUCGUUAUGUGCAAUUUUUUAUUUGGACACCUCAGUUUUUUAAUUCUUAUCGUGGCCAUUUACUGAAGUACGUAAAUCAAUUAUCAAUAUGCAAUCAACUUUUAACCACAUGCGCAUAUCAAAAGAAGAGGCUUCUCUGAAGCGAAGCGUUUUUAGUUUAAGCAACCACAAUUCUAUACAUAUACUAGAGCUAAAGUAUAUUUCUAUAACUAUUUUUUACAACAAAUAUACACGAUUGCAGAUGAAUUCAAUACGUUUGUUUUAUUAGUUGAUUUUUAAUUUGUAUUUACUUUUUCGCAUUGUCAAUUUCCAAGUGCGAAGGGCAAUAAGAGCUGAAAGCAAUAACUAAGCUUCAACAUAUCAAAUGAGUUUGGAUUGACCAGAAGCAUUUCAAUAUUUGUGCAAUUCUUUAUUCUACAAAAAAUAUUUGAACAGCCAAGCCAUUUAUAUUACGGCUUUAUUUUCAUGUAUCCAAAGAUUUCUGGAAACACAUAUAUAUAUUUAGGUUGACUGAAUUAUUGUACUGCUAUUUGUGUUUAUCCUGGCCAGAAAAAUGGUUCUUAGGAAGCCAUACUUGCAUACUUAGUGGGCAGUCGAUUGAUGCCCCGACUCUCGAAACUCGAAACUCGAAACUCUUGACUGCCAAACGGCGAAAUUGUUUAGCAUUUAUCAGUCGAAUAUGCUUAUCGGCAAUAUGAAUACAUACGUAUAUGAAUGGAUGCUGUGCGAAUGUCAAAACUCGACUGUGCCAGCGAGCAGACGGAAUCGAAUGGACGGACGGACGGACGGAUGGAUGGAUGGAUGGACAGGGACGACAAAUGCAAUGAAAUGUUCCCUAUCAGCAUGCACAUAAAUCAAACAUUUCAAACAAACAUUUUUGCCGUUGACUACGAAUAAUAAUAAUCAAAAAUGCCAGUUAUAUGGAUAUGCAUAUUCGGAAUGUGUGUGGCCCAAGGCGAAGGAUAUGCACAACACACGCACACACACUCACACACACACACACACUCUUAAACAGGAUACUCAUGCAUGCAUACACUGCAACAUAUACAUACAUACGUAUACAUAUAGGCAACUGUGGAAAGUUGAUAUCGAAUCAGAUCAAAUUUUGUACAGUGCGUUUUAUUUUUUGUAUCUGUGUGUAAAGGAUUUUUGUAUUAUAACUCGUAUAUAUAAUUGUAUUUGAGAAUUUGUAUUUGACACGACAAAAACAAAAACCAGGUAAACAAAGACACAAGAACAGACAAUUGCACUUUUUAUACAGAUUUAAAAACAAACAAACUAUACAUAGUGAAAGAUCUAAUCCAAGACAAAAGCAAACCAAAGCAAAACAAAACAAACAAUACAAAACAACUUGACCAAAAAUAUUGAAAAGGCUCCUUGAUCCCGCCCCGCCCACACAAAUACGAAAUGAAAACAAAAACGGAGUAUAAAAAAAGGCCAAACACAAACACGUAAAAUGAUUGCAAAAGCCAUUUAUUAAUAAUAAUAAAAUAGUUACUGCAGCCUGCGAGAUGGUAAUUAAAUUUAUUGCAUUAACAUUAACAUGAAGCAGCGCAGAAAUGAAAAAAAAACCGAAAACCUGAACACCCAACCAAUCUUAAUAAAAUGAGAAAAAGUUGAACUACGAAUAUGGAUGUUGUGAUACUAUUGAAAACUGCAUGUGCAUUCCCACCCAUUUCCCGCACAUUUUUUUUCAUUUAUUUCAUUUGCGUUAUAGGGAUAAUUGUGCAUAAUCAAUUAUUUUGCCACAUUUAACUGGGCAAGCCAUGUGUAAAAAAUUACAAGUGGAAUAUAUUCAUUCACCUAUUUGUAUUUCGAUGGGAUGUGGAUGUUCAAUAAAAUUAAAUACAUUCCAGCAAAUGAUGAUUCAAGCUUUGCAUAAAUGGCAGAACACAAAAUGGGAAAACCUAACACAUUGUAAAGUUAAUUGAAUUUUCAAGAAGUAAAGUUCUGUUAAAUUGGGCUAACUAGAUGAAAAUUACAUGUUAGUAAUAUAAAAAAUAACCCAGUUAUAUACGAAAAAUCCUACUGUUUAUUAAUAACUUGCCACCAUUGAGACAAUUUGCAUAGAAAGGCUUGACAAAAACGACAAUAAAAUGUGAAGAAAAAAGUUUUUGGAAAAAUGCAACGAUACGAAAUCCUAUCAUUUACGAUUCUUACUGCAUUUUACCAAACUAUAUCUACCGAAAUAUCAUUUUGUAGAGCUCAAACUAGUAAUAUCUGUGUGCUGGCAGUGCUUCUGGAAAAACAUAUCUGAGCUUAAGAUAGAUACUCUGAAAUGAAUUCACUCAUCUGUCCCAUCAGCUUAAUGCAAAAUGCCCAUUAAUUCAAUUGAAAUCAUUGCAAACAGGAAUGUCACUUGGCAAAUGAAAUUAUAUUUCUGUUUCUGUACAUUUCCAUUGGCAAAUAUGAGGUGAUUGGCAUGUUGCAGAAAAAAUAAUGUAAAUGCAAACCGUUCAUGAAAAUAUUUAUUUAUGUCCUGCCCGUUUGUUUGUUCAAAAUAAAUAAUACUUUCAAUUUGUACAGAAACCAUAAGAAAUCCGCGUUGAGCAGCCAUUAAAUGUAAACCAAUAUAUAUAGUGAAUGUGCUUAAUACUAUUGCCUAGUAAUGAUUGUUAAAGCUUAAGACAUACACCCACAGCCACAACACACCACAUAAGAACACACACAUGAACAAAUGUAAAUUACAUAAAUAAACCCAUGGAAGCGAAAACGCAGUAAGCCUAAACCGUAAAUUAUUGGCAAACAUUGCAGCAGAAAUAUUAUAUAUAUAUAUAUAUAUAUGUAUCUAUAUAUAUAAAAAACAACAAAUGUGAUUUUUGAAUAAAAAUUAAACUGAAACUCG
Drosophila melanogaster (fruit fly) is the source of this 6899-nucleotide messenger RNA. RefSeq names its product tout-velu (gene ttv). NCBI's taxonomy places the organism in Eukaryota, Metazoa, Arthropoda, Insecta, Diptera, Drosophilidae. The transcript has 10 exons. The record is from RefSeq and is marked reviewed. Gene Ontology annotation, biological process: heparan sulfate proteoglycan biosynthetic process; glycoprotein biosynthetic process; heparin proteoglycan biosynthetic process. Gene Ontology annotation, cellular component: membrane; Golgi membrane; endoplasmic reticulum membrane. Bases 926 to 3208 code for a protein of 760 amino acids. Gene Ontology annotation, molecular function: glycosyltransferase activity; glucuronosyl-N-acetylglucosaminyl-proteoglycan 4-alpha-N-acetylglucosaminyltransferase activity; glucuronosyltransferase activity.